This is a messenger RNA of Cucurbitaria berberidis CBS 394.84, 951 nucleotides long. RefSeq names its product class II peroxidase. Gene Ontology annotation, biological process: response to oxidative stress. Bases 1 to 951 code for a protein of 316 amino acids. The transcript is spliced from 2 exons. Lineage: Eukaryota; Fungi; Ascomycota; Dothideomycetes; Pleosporales; Cucurbitariaceae. The record is from RefSeq and is a predicted model, not a curated record. Gene Ontology annotation, molecular function: heme binding; peroxidase activity.
AUGUAUAUUCGCUCCAUCUUCGUCACCACCUUGGCGGCUACUAGCACAGCACGAGCGCUGAACCUAGCUGAAGGGGCAAACUCCGCAGCCGGCAGCUCAAAACGCGCACUCGGAAGCGUUGUUAACUGGACUAGAGGCAUUUUCAACAGACAAACAACAUGUCCUGCUGUGUGGAGCGAGAUCUCCACCAACCUCACAGCCCAAUUUCUAGCAGACGGUCAAUGUACGGAUGCGGCACGCGCAGCCAUUCGAUCAGCCUUCCACGACUGCUUCAAUGGCGCCUGUGAUGGAUCCCUUAUCCUUGCCAAUGAGUGCUCAAACUCAGAGAACGCGGGUCUCUCUCAGCUAUGCGGCAACCUUGCGAACAUUGCAAAUCAGGCGAAAGUCGGUGUUGCAGAUCUCAUCCAGUUCGCUGCUGCACACGCGAUCAAGACGUGUCCUGGUGGACCCACCGUUCCCGUCAAGAUAGGCCGUAAGGACUCCAGCACUGCAAACGCCCUUGGUGUGCUUCCAGCUCACAAUUCCGGUGGCGAUGAUCUGGUGAAACUUUUCGCGUCGAAGGGAUUCACACCUACCGAUCUCGCCGCCUUAAUCGGUGCCCACACAACGGCUAAGCAGCGCUUCGCUGACCCAUCCAAAGCUGGCGCAUCUCUCGACUCUACCGUCGGUACUUGGGACACCAAAUUCUACUCAGAAACGAAGAGUGGCAAGGCACCUUUCACCCUACAAGCCGACAAGAACAUUGCGGAGAACUCGCAAACAUCCGCCCCUUUUAGCAACUUCGCCUCGAGUAAGGGUGCUUGGGACGCGGCUUUUGUUAGUGCAAUGACGAAAAUGAGCAUGUUGGGCGUUGAUGGAAGUAAUCUGAUCGAUUGUACGGGUGCGCUGCCCGGGGGGAGCAGGAAGCGGGAAAUCAAGAACAGCAAUAUCUUUGACCGCCUCAAAUGGUAG